This is a messenger RNA of Nymphaea colorata (pocket water lily), 1171 nucleotides long. RefSeq names its product xyloglucan endotransglucosylase/hydrolase protein 22-like. The coding region runs from base 122 to 964 and encodes 280 amino acids. Gene Ontology annotation, biological process: cell wall biogenesis; xyloglucan metabolic process. The transcript has 3 exons. Gene Ontology annotation, cellular component: cell wall; apoplast. Gene Ontology annotation, molecular function: hydrolase activity, hydrolyzing O-glycosyl compounds; xyloglucan:xyloglucosyl transferase activity. NCBI's taxonomy places the organism in Eukaryota, Viridiplantae, Streptophyta, Magnoliopsida, Nymphaeales, Nymphaeaceae. The record is from RefSeq and is a predicted model, not a curated record.
GUUCACCAUCCCAUCGAUGCCCCUCACUCUCGACGCUUGGACUUUAGUUUGAUCAUCAUCAUCAUCAAGCGAGAUCGAGAGAGAGCUCCUCUUCUUCUAGCUAGCUAGAUCCACCAUAAGUAUGGUGUCCUCUCGCAGAGUGGCGGCCCUGGUGCUCCUGUUGGUGAGCUUUUGCGGCGCAUCCAUGGCCAAUUUCUGGACGGAUGUCGACAUUACGUGGGGCGGGCCACGAGCCGCCAUCACCAACAACGGCCAGCAGCUCCGGCUGUCCAUGGACAGGACCUCCGGCUCUGGCUUCCAAUCCAAGAGCGAGUACCUCUUCGGCAGGUUCGACAUGAAGAUAAAGCUCGUCCCCGGCAACUCCGCCGGCACCGUCACCGCCUACUACCUAUCCUCCCAAGGACCUACCCAUGACGAGAUAGAUAUGGAGUUCCUGGGCAACGAAACCGGGCAGCCCUACACCCUUCACACCAACGUCUACACGCAGGGGAAGGGAAACAGGGAGCAGCAGUUCCGCCUCUGGUUCGACCCAACCGCCGCCUUCCACACCUACACCAUCCUCUGGAAUCCUCGCCAAAUAAUGUUCUACGUGGACGGGACUCUGAUAAGGAUGUUCAGGAACCACGAGUCGUCGGGCGUGGCUUACCCGAGCAGGCAGGCGAUGAGGAUGUACUCCAGCCUGUGGGACGCCGAGGACUGGGCAACCCAGGGUGGCCGCGUCAAGACCGACUGGUCCAAGGCUCCUUUUGUCGCCACCUUCGGCGACAUCGUCAUCAACGGCUGCGUUUGGAAGGGCUCCGCCUCUUCCUGCGGCGCUUCCUCUUCCAGUUGGAUGAACCAAGCAGCCGCCUCCUCUGACCUACAGAAGAUGCGGUGGGUGCAGAGAAACUACAUGAUCUACAACUACUGCAAGGACGUCAACCGAUUCCCCCAGGGUCUUCCGCGCGAGUGCUCCCUCGCUUGAGUAGUACUCCAGUGCCUGCGGCCUUCAUCAUGGACGUUUCAUUCUUUCUCGUGAUCGAGCUUGUUCAUUUAUUUUUCUAUUUCUUGUUUGGCCAACAAUAAAAAUGUGAAGACGAUGCUCGAAUUCUACGAGCAACCUUGUAUUACCUAAUAAAAUUGUAUGCACUUCCAUGUGAUAAUUAUUCUUUCAUUUUCAUUAAAAUAUAUA